Molecule: messenger RNA, 1309 nt
Organism: Brachypodium distachyon (stiff brome)
Lineage: Eukaryota; Viridiplantae; Streptophyta; Magnoliopsida; Poales; Poaceae
Product: 14-3-3-like protein A
Exons: 6
Coding region: 193-975 (260 amino acids)
Biological process (GO): signal transduction
Cellular component (GO): cytoplasm
Source: RefSeq, a predicted model, not a curated record
AGCUUCUCGAGGGGCCGCACCCAUCGCUCUCCUAUUUUUCUAUCCCCACCCCCUCCCUUUCCACUCCUUCCUAUCCCCCCACGAACCUGCAGCGCACACACGAGAUCCGCAGCCGAGAGGGGAGCCCGUGAGGAAGUUCCAAGCGCCGGAGGAAAGGUACCGAGCAAGUUCGUGUAACAAAGGAGAGGAAAAAUGUCUACUGCUGAGGCAACCCGUGAGGAGAAUGUCUACAUGGCCAAGCUCGCCGAGCAGGCUGAGCGUUACGAGGAAAUGGUUGAAUUCAUGGAGAAGGUGGCCAAGACUGCCGAUGUCGGUGAGCUCACUGUUGAGGAGCGUAACCUACUUUCUGUGGCUUAUAAGAACGUGAUUGGUGCCCGGAGGGCAUCAUGGAGGAUCAUCUCAUCCAUUGAGCAGAAGGAGGAGAGCCGUGGGAACGAGGCCUAUGUCGCUUCAAUCAAGGAGUACCGUACCAGGAUUGAAACCGAGCUUAGCAAGAUCUGUGAUGGCAUCCUCAAGCUUCUGGACUCCCACCUUGUCCCCUCAGCCACUGCAGCUGAGUCCAAGGUGUUCUAUCUGAAAAUGAAGGGUGACUACCACAGGUACCUUGCGGAGUUUAAGGCCGGUGCUGAGAGGAAAGAAGCAGCAGAGAACACUCUCGUUGCAUACAAGUCAGCCCAGGACAUUGCACUCGCCGACUUGCCUACAACCCACCCGAUAAGGCUUGGGCUUGCGCUUAACUUCUCAGUGUUCUACUAUGAAAUUCUGAACUCGCCCGACCGUGCUUGCAAUCUUGCCAAGCAGGCAUUUGAUGAAGCUAUUGCUGAGCUGGACUCCCUUGGCGAGGAAUCUUACAAAGACAGCACCUUGAUCAUGCAACUUCUCCGUGAUAACUUGACUCUUUGGACCUCCGAUAACGCUGAUGAGGGUGGAGAUGAGAUCAAGGAAGCAUCGAAGCCUGAAGGAGAGGGUCACUAACUGGGCCUCAACCCUGCACAAGUUUAUUUCUGAGUCCAUUUACGCAGCUACCUGUAUUAUUCAGAUCAUAAGAUGUACUAGGGUCGGUUGCACUAUGUGAAUCAUAAGAUGUUUUAGGAUCGUGUUAUGCGAAGCGGGUCGAGCUGAAGUGACUAGAGUCAACAUCAUGUGGACAUCUUCGCUUCAGGAGCUGCGUUAUUAGUCCAUUAGCAGAUUUCAAACUAUUUCCUGUAUUGCAGCACAUUAUUAGUAUUGCUGUAUUAGCAAUUUUCAUUGGCUUGUUAUGAUUGAACAUACUGGCGUGAAUCACUGCAGAGUUGCUGCCUUUCGUUUU